AUGGCGUGCCGCUGGACAUCGAAUUCGGUGGCGCCUGGACGGCAAAUAUGCCCAUUCUCCUCAUGCUCACUGCACGCGGACGGGAGCUCUAGCAACACAUCAGGGCUGUUCGCUGCCGAUGGCGAUGACCAGAUCGGUCAGCAUUCGACGACGCAAGAAAGGGGAGAGCCUGACUGGGAGACUUCCUCAACCUCAGACGGCGAGCAACUGACUCCGCCCGAAUCGCCGGGCCCAUGUGCCACUUGGCAAGCCCACCUCAUCGCAGCCACCGUCGCCCGUGGAGAACGUCAUGUGCACAGUGAGCCCGAGCCCGAGAUCGAAACAAUGCAGGACCAUAUUGUCCGCAUCACAGCCGACGAAGAGGACAUCAAGACCUUCUGGGCCAUCUCUUUCUCAAGCAAGCGGUAUGAUUCACUCUCGAGCUUCUACGCGCACGAACUUGAGUCGCUGGAGCGGGCACCUUUCGACGCUUAUGACCAGGACGCCCGGGUCGACUAUCUGCUCCUCCACGGCUACCUGAACAGGCGAGCCAGGCAGCUGAAGCUGGAGAAGAAGAGGAACGAGGAUGCUUCCCCUCUCCUGCCUUUCGCGCCUGAACUGGUGGACCUUUGGGAACUCCGGCAAGCCGCCAGGAUUGACGAGUUGGAGUCAAAGUGGGUGGCCACCGUGAUGCACGACGCGACAAGCAAAGUGAACAACACGGCGGCGCUUGUCGCGUCCGGUAAGCUGAAGGUCAGCAAGGAAGCGGCCUACCGGGCACUCGAGAACAUCGACCAACUCAUGAGGUACCUCGCUGAAUUUGAUGGCUUUCUCGCCGGGUACGUUCCUCUAUAUGACUGGUGGGUCAAGGCCCCAUAUUCGGCUCUCAUCGAGUCUCUCCGAUCUUUGGUGCCUGUGAUCCAGACCAAACUGGCGGGCAUGCACCCAAACGAGGAGGAUGAAAUCGUAGGCGAGCCGAUUGGUAGGGAUGGCCUGCUCGUCGAGCUCGAGGCCGAGAUGAUUCCAUACAUCCCCGAGGAGCUCCUGAAAAUUGCCGACGAGAAGUACGCUUGGUGCGAGAAGGAGAUGAAGAAGGCAUCCGCCGAGCUCGGUUACAAAGACGAUUGGAAAGCCGCCUUGCGCCACGUCCAAGGCAUCUACGUUGAGCCGGGGAAACAGCCAUCGCUGGUCAAGCAGCUCAUCGUGGAGGCCACCGAGUACGUCAGGCACCACGACCUGGUGACGGUGCCCAGGACGGCAGAAAGCACCUGGCGCAUGUUCAUGAUGAGCCCCAGGGAUCAAAAGACCAACCCCUUCUUCCUCGGCGGGCCCUCCAUCACCGUGUCCUACCCGACGGCGGGCAUGUCCCACGAGGACAAGCUGAUGAGCAUGCGCGGCAACGGGCCCCACCUGAGCCACGCGACCGCCUUCCACGAGAUGAUCCCCGGCCACCACCUGCAGUUUUUCAUGGCGCAGCGGCACAGGCCGUACCGCGGGCUGUUCGACACGCCCUUCUACGUCGAGGGCUGGGCCAUGUACUGGGAGCUGGUGUUCUGGGACCGGGCCGACUUCUUCGCGUCCGCCGAGGACAGGGUCGGCACGCUCUUCUGGCGGAUGCACCGCUGCGCCCGCAUCCUCUUCAGCCUCAAGUUCCACCUGGGCCAGCUGACGCCCCAGGAGUGCAUCGACCUGCUCGUGGACAUGGUCGGCCACGAGCGGGCCACGGCGGAGGGAGAGGUCAGGCGGUCUCUCAAUGGCAACUACAGCCCGCUCUACCAGGCCGGCUACUUUCUCGGUGCGAUGCAGCUCUAUGCUCUGAGGCAGGAGGUGUUGGGUUCGAAGGCACUGGGGGAGAAGGAGUUCCAUGACCGCGUGCUGAAGGCGAAUCAGAUGCCGAUCGAACUGCUCAGAGCGCUGCUGUUGAAGAAGGACCUGAGUCGUGACUAUAAGACCCAAUGGAGGUUCUACGACGAUGUCGUUGAGAAGGAAGAAGAAUCGCUGCCAAUGAGACUCAUGGGAACGUGCAAAUACUGA
This is a messenger RNA of Diaporthe citri, 2013 nucleotides long. RefSeq lists its product as uncharacterized. The transcript has a single exon. Bases 1 to 2013 code for a protein of 670 amino acids. NCBI's taxonomy places the organism in Eukaryota, Fungi, Ascomycota, Sordariomycetes, Diaporthales, Diaporthaceae. The record is from RefSeq and is a predicted model, not a curated record.